Lactuca virosa is the source of this 2220-nucleotide messenger RNA. The record is from the annotation of a GenBank genome assembly. Lineage: Eukaryota; Viridiplantae; Streptophyta; Magnoliopsida; Asterales; Asteraceae.
AUGCAUUAUGUAGCUCUAAAAUCAACUCGGAAUACGAAGUUUGGUGAUAAAAUAUGGCAUAUUAAUAAAAUUAGAGUUCAUAUUAAUAAUUUGGGUUUUAUGUAGAGGCAUAAUGUAUGGGAUCCUGACAUUGAAUAACAAGUGAGGAAAGCCGGUGAAACCAACUUUCAUAACGGAUAAUUGAUAAUGGUUGUUCUCUCUGAACUUGUGAAUUUCAAAAUCUCAGAAGGAUCUUCAUCUUCUUCAUCAACUCAUGUUCAUAGUUCAUCAACUCAUCAUCAAAGAUAUGACGUAUUUUUAAGUUUUAAUGGUGUUGACACUAGUCAUAGUUUCACUAAUAACCUUCAUAAGGCCCUCAUUGAUGCCAAUAUCAGUACCUUCUUGGAUGAUGAAGAGAUUGAAACAGGGGAAGAUCUUAAACCUGAACUGGAGACUGCAAUUGAGGCAUCUCAGGCUUCUAUUAUCGUGUUGUCUAAAAAUUAUGCUUCUUCAACAUGGUGUCUGGAUGAAUUAGUGUUGAUCCUUGAGCAGCGUAUGACAUCCAACCAUAUUGUUAUCCCAAUAUUCUAUCAUGUGGAGCCCACACAUGUUAGGAAGCAACAAAGUAGCUUUGGAGAUGCAAUGGCUAAGCAUAAACAGACAAUGGAAGCAGAGACAGAUGCAAAUAAAAAAAGUCAAUGGGCUGAAAAGAUGGACCAAUGGAAUAAAGCGCUUACAGCAGUUGCUAAUUUAAAAGGAACUGACGUAAAAGGAAGGGCUGAGAGAGAGUUUAUUGAAGAAAUUGUGAAAGACAUCUACCGUCGAUUACAUGUACCUUUAAGGACUGCUCAACCGUUCCUUAUUGGGAUGGACAAUCAUAUUAACUUUUUCACGUCAUGGUUGAAAGAUGGAUCCUCACAUACAGCAGACAUACUCACUAUUUUGGGUAUUGGCGGGAUCGGGAAGACAUCUUUAGCCAAAUAUGUCUAUGGGUUGCAUUGUCGUGACUUCCCCACAAGUAGCUAUAUUGAAGAUAUCAGUAGGAUAUGUGUUGGAAAGUUUAACGGGUUGCUUGAUUUACAAAAACAAAUGUGCAAUGACCUUUUAAAAACAAGUUCAAUGCAAAUUCAUGAUGUUUCAAUAUACACCUCAAAGAUAGAAAAUUUGUUAGCCCGUAAAAGGGUAUUUCUAGUUCUUGAUGAUAUUGAUAGUCUUGAUCAGUUGGAUGCAUUACUUGGAAGCAAAGGUUUUCAUCCUGGAAGCAAAAUCAUUAUUACAACAAAGGACACAUGGUUGACAGAGAGUUGUGCACUAUUUAAAACAAAAAUUAAACCCAAGCAUGCAAAACACUUCCUUGAAGGCUUAAAUUGGAUUGAGUCAAGACAUCUUUUAUGUUUUCAUGCAUUCAUGUGCAACUAUCCCAAUGGAGGAUAUGAAGAGGUGUCAGAUAAGCUUGUUAAGUAUUGUCAAGGACAUCCUUUGGCUCUUGAAGUUCUAGGAAAAUCUCUACGUAAUCGAGAUAUAGCUUAUUGGGAAGGGUGCAUAGAAGGGCUAAAGAAAGAAUCUGGUUCUCAUAUAAAUAAUGUCUUGAGAAUGAGUUUUGAUUCGUUGCCAUAUAACAAUGAUAAGGAGUUGUUUAAGCAUAUUGCUUGUUUUUUUGUUGGAAUAGAUAGAGAUAUUGCUGAAACAAUAUUAAAUGCAUGUGACAUAAAAACAAGAGCUGGAAUUACGAAUCUCAUUGACAGAUUCCUUCUUAGUAUCGGAUGGAAUAAUGAAUUGAAGAUGCAUCAGUUGGUUCAAGAGAUGGGAAGAUUCGUAGUACGUCAAGAAUCACUUGACAAGCCAUGGAAGCGAAGUCGAUUAUGGUGUCAUAAAGAGUCCUUCAGUGUGUUGAAGGAAAAAAAGGGUAAGGGAAAUCUUGUAGGCCUAGUUCUUGACAUGCGCAUGCUUGAGAAAGAGAAUUUAGGUGUAUUAGUUGAGCUGAAAACAGAUGCAUUAAACUUACCUAUGGAGAAUCUUGUUGCUCUCGAUAUGUCAUAUAGCAACAUUGAAUUAUUUGUCGGUUCUAAUAGUAAUCCACACCGAGAUGAGAAGAGACAAAAGUUGGAUGGAUCAUGCUUAAAAGAAAAAAGGCGCAUAGGGACUAAUUCUUGGGAAUCGAAAAUCCAGAUGAUGUAUGAAUUUGGAAUAUUCAGCACAAUUGGGCGCCAGCUAUCAAGUACAAGAGACAGAGUGGUUUAG